AGCUCAUUUUAUGAUUCUGGCAUUAUCGGAGAGAGGAGUUUGAUAAUAAGUUGAAUCUCCGCGCCCUCUAUCGCCAUCUUGUGCUCACGUGACAUUGACUCACUAUCCGUCCGGCCCCAGAGCCGUGCGCUGCAGCCAGUCUGUUGUAUCUUGUGUUUUACAACUCUUUCCAAAGACAGUUUUUCUAGUGAAAUAGAAACUAUAUCUGUGGUAAAUUCUUUCAAGAAGAGGAAGGAGAGAUGAGGCGAAUCUCCGAGGACUCAUGGGAUAAUGCCCCAAGUCCGGAAAUCAUCAAUAUAAUGGAUGACUAUUACGAGGAGCAUGAAUUUGACGUGAUGGUCAGCGGAGAACAGCAAGCCCUUCAGGCGGAGCGACUCCUGGAUGCUGAUCCUGGCCCAUCUACAAGCGAAGGGCCCCCGGGUGAGAAUAUCAGCGACGAAUACAUCCUAAUUCUGCGUGAAUGUAUCCGCUUUGCUCAGAAUCAUCCGCAAAAUAACCAGGCAUCGGAAGAUCCAGAACAUUUGGAGCAUGGUGUUAACAUGGGUCUACUUGUGACCGAAAACUCUGGAGGCAAUUUCACAAAUCGACAGCAAAGCCUUGCGACAGAGCCGAGCCCAAACAAUGAGUGUAUUCUGCAUUCUCAGACUCACCGUGAUGACAACCAGGACUCCGGAGACAGCCUCACAAAUGGACAUCUGAGCCCCGAAACUGAGAGAAACCUGAAUUCCCAGAUUGAAAGAAGCCCAACUAAUCAUUUAUGUGAGAUUCGGAAUGCCCAGUCUCGCCGUGAAGAUGAGGACCAAAUUGCAGAAGAUCCAGUGCAAGAUUUGGAUGCUUCCAAUAUUUUAAGUGAUAUUCCGGGACAUUCAAGGGCCAAUAUUGACGAAACCGAUAACACAGCAAUUGUAGAGCUCCAGGAAGGGACCGAUAAAGGGAGAAAAAGGAAAAAUAAAUUAAGUGAGGAAAGGAAUGGAGAGUCUUUUAAACGCCAGUGUAUAGAGACUAUUCAGGCUGAAAGCUCUAGCACUGUUAGUUCUCCCAACCAUUCCUCGGUCGGCGAGGAUGACUUCAGCAACCUACGGUAAAAAAUGAAUUGCCUGAUGACUUUAUCAUCAUCACUGGUUAAGUUCAGAGCGCAGAAUUUCCUGUUGCUUUCAGUUCUGAGCAGCUAGCAGGCUUAUGCACUCGCCACCAAGUCUGACACGCUCCGCCCGCUCAUGCUCUGCGCCCCGUGAUCAAUCACGGGGCGCAGAGCAUGUACGUGCGGAACGUUUCAGACCUGGUGGCGGGGCCAUGGUUCUGCUAGCAAGGAAAUUCCAGGUAAGGUGUAAGGAUGAAAGGAGAGGGAUGGUGAAAGGGAGAGGGAGGGGGGAGGGAGAGAGGGGAGAGGGAAGGAGAAAAAAAGGGCUGUCCUUUUUUCCUCUCCCUCUCUUCCUCCCUCUCUCUGUUUCCCCUUCCCUCUCCCUUUCACUAUCCCUCCCCCUCUCCCGCUACUGGUCGCAAGAUCAACCAAAACAGGAUGCGAUGACUUACAUCACAAGUGAGUCCAGCAGAUGUCGCCUCGCCGGAAAGAGACGACGCGCGAAUUUGCCGAAGGCCUUUUCGCUGCAUUGCGUCUUCUGGACAUGGAGAAGCAAUAAAGCGAAAAGGCCUUCGGCAAAUUCGCGUUUUCUUGGUCUUCCCUUUGUUGUUCCUUUUGCAGUACACACGCACGCACGUUCCCGUUCCACAUACAUACAGAAGCAC
Molecule: messenger RNA, 1746 nt
Organism: Penaeus vannamei (Pacific white shrimp)
Lineage: Eukaryota; Metazoa; Arthropoda; Malacostraca; Decapoda; Penaeidae
Source: RefSeq, a predicted model, not a curated record